AUGGGUGCCCUCAAGUACGUCGAAGAGCUUCAGAAGAAGAAGCAGUCGGAUGUCAUCGCCUUCCUCCUCCGAGUUCGCUGCUGGGAACUCCGUCAAUUGAACGUCAUCCACCGCGCCUCUCGCCCUACCCGUCUGGACAAGGCUCGCCGCCUCGGAUACAAGGCCAAGCAGGGCUAUGUUAUCUACCGCGUCCGUGUCCGCCGUGGUGGCCGCAAGCGCCCUGCCCCCAAGGGUGCCACCUAUGGCAAGCCCACCAACCAGGGUAUCAACCAGCUGAAGUACCAGCGAUCCCUCAAGGCCACCGCUGAGGAGCGUGUCGGCCGCCGCUGCGCCAACCUCCGAGUCCUCAACUCUUACUGGAUCAACCAGGACUCCACCUACAAGUACUACGAGGUCAUCCUCGUCGACCCCCAGCACAAGGCCAUCCGCAUCGACCCCCGCAUCAACUGGAUCGUCAACCCCGUCCACAAGCACCGUGAGGCCCGCGGCCUCACUGCUACCGGCAAGAAGUCCCGCGGCCUCAACAAGGGCCACCGCUACAACAAGACCCAGGCCGGCCGCAGAAAGACCUGGAAGCGCCACAACACCCUGUCCCUGUGGCGAUACCGAUAA
Messenger RNA from Fusarium keratoplasticum, 612 nucleotides. RefSeq names its product Ribosomal protein L15. Gene Ontology annotation, biological process: cytoplasmic translation. The record is from RefSeq and is a predicted model, not a curated record. Gene Ontology annotation, cellular component: ribosome; cytosolic large ribosomal subunit. Bases 1 to 612 code for a protein of 203 amino acids. Lineage: Eukaryota; Fungi; Ascomycota; Sordariomycetes; Hypocreales; Nectriaceae. Gene Ontology annotation, molecular function: structural constituent of ribosome; RNA binding. The transcript is spliced from 3 exons.